Molecule: messenger RNA, 812 nt
Organism: Microcebus murinus (gray mouse lemur)
Lineage: Eukaryota; Metazoa; Chordata; Mammalia; Primates; Cheirogaleidae
Source: RefSeq, a predicted model, not a curated record
ACAUCUAUCCCAAAUUUCUCUUACAUGGGAGCUCGCCUGUGUAAUUACCUGUCCCAUCAUCUGACAAUUAGUCCACAGAGUGGCAACUUCCGCCAAUUGCUACUUCAAAGAUGUCGGACUGAAUAUGAAGUUAAAGAUCAAGCUGCAAAAGGGGAUGAAGUUACUCGAAAACGAUUUCAUGCAUUUGUGCUCUUUCUGGGAGAGCUUUAUCUUAACCUCGAGAUCAAGGGAACAAAUGGACAGGUUACAUGAGCAGACAUUCUUCAGGUUGGUCUUCGAGAGUUGCUGAAUGCCCUCUUUUCUAAUCCUAUGGAUGACAACUUAAUUUGUGCAGUAAAAUUACUGAAGGUAGGUUUUUUAAAAAAUUUAACCAUUUUACCCAUUUAAUUUAUAAUUACAGGAAGAAAAGUAUAUAGUACACAAAUGAAUUCAAGAUUAUUUAAGUUAAAUAUUGACAUUUUACUUUGCUGUCAAAUAUAUUAGAAAAGCAAUAUAUACUUAAUGUUUAUAUAAGAAGCAAAACAUGGAAGUCCUUCACCCCAUCUCUAUCUAUAAAUUGCCUCUUCUUCCUUUCUAUAUAUGUGCUCUUAUAAAAUCUUAUUCUUUUGUGACUUUUUUUCCUUGCCACCUAAUGAAAGAACUUAGUUUUUUUCCUCAUGGCAUACAGGUUUUACUCAUUGAGUAACGUCCUAGUAUUACAUUAUAUGCAUAUAUGUUUAUCCAUUUCACAAAUCUGUAAGUAUUUAUUGAGGAACAUGUACUUUCAGCUUAGCCACCACACUGCUAAUAAUCUUUUCUCAUGUGUUUAUAUG